Molecule: messenger RNA, 950 nt
Organism: Acanthoscelides obtectus
Lineage: Eukaryota; Metazoa; Arthropoda; Insecta; Coleoptera; Chrysomelidae
Source: the annotation of a GenBank genome assembly
AAAAUGUUGUAUAAUGAAAUUGGCGGUGAUAACAGGAAUGAAUUUGUUGGAUACAGGAUAUUGUACUAUAUUUUCACCAAGAAUACACUAGAUAUAAUGACCAUGAUGAAAUCGUUCACUGCCGAUGAGAAGACCCACCCUUGCAUAGCGUUCUCGUUAAAGGUGCGCUCCGCAUGGGCGUUGGGCAACUUCCAUAAGUUUUUCACGUUGUAUCGCGAAGCCCCGUUGAUGGCCGGCUUCCUCAUGGACUGGUUCAUCGACAGGGAGCGCAAAGCGUACUUAAAGUGUAUUAUCAAAAGCUACCGUCAGCACGUAUCUUCGGAUUUCGUGGCGCAAGAGUUGGCGUUUCAUUCUACCCAGGAGUGUCUAGACUACCUCGAGCCGUUUUCGUUGCCGUUCGCCGACAUUGCAAGGACGCUCAUUGAUUGCAAAGGCAGCAUGGCUGCCCUUCCAAACAUAUGAACAAGUCGAUUCUCUCUCCCUAUUAUAAGUUUAUAUAUCUAUGUAUAUAGCAAUUUUGGCUGUGCGUAUGUCUGUUGGAGAUACUCAAGACAGUCUGAGGAGGGACGAAUUUCUUCUAUGGUAGCUGUGUCUUCGUUGCUGUCGGAGUUUUCCAAGAUCUGAGGGUCGUACUUACCUUCAAGUGAUAGCAGUUUCUUAUUGAUGUCAGUUGGAGAUUUCAAAGAUUUAAGGGUCGUAUCUACCUUGUAUGCUGCUUUCAUUACUAUGUGAUGGCGUGAUUUUUUCCACCCUAUGGGUUAUCGAUUUUUCCAAGGAGUAUGAGCUGUUUAUUGGAUAGAAGCAGAGGAAGCCGGAUCUGUAAGCUGUUGAAUUAUCGAGAUUUUUCAUUGUCUGUUGUUAUAUUAUUAUGCUGAUACUAUUAUGUAUGGAUUUUUUAUACUUAUGAUUUUCAGUAGAUUGAUUUAAGUCAAUAAAUUUAUCUUUUUUAA